AUGGAUGAAGAAAAUAUUACUGAAGUGACAGAGUUCAUUCUUUUAGGAUUCACUGGAGACAUGGUGCUACAGCAGAUACUUUUUUGCAUCUUCCUUCUCAUUUAUGUUGUUAGUCUUCUAGGGAAUAUCACCCUGAUUUCUCUCAUCUGUACUGACUCCCAGCUCCACACACCCAUGUACUUCUUCAUUGGAAACCUGUCAUUCCUGGAUCUCUGGUAUUCUUCUGUCUAUGCCCCCAAAAUCCUCAUAACAUGCAUCUCUGAGGACAAGAGCAUCUCCUUUGCUGGAUGCUUGGCUCAGUUCUUCUUCUCUGCUGGGCUGGCCUACAGCGAGUGUUAUCUACUGGCUGCUAUGGCUUAUGACCGCUACGUGGCCAUCGCCAACCCCUUACUUUACUUUCAGGCUAUGUCCCCAAGAUUAUGUGCUGGCCUUGUUGCAGCUUCCUACCUUGGUGGCUUCGUAAACUCCACCAUUAUCACCAGUGAGACGUUUACCCUGAGCUUCUGUGGGGACAAUACCAUUGACGACUUCUUCUGUGACCUGCCUCCUCUCGUGAAGUUGGCAUGUGAUGUGAAGGAGAGCUACCAGGCAGUGCUGUAUUUCAUACUGGCCUCUAACGUCGUCACUCCUACUGCGCUUAUUCUGGCAUCCUACCUCUUCAUCAUUGCAGCCAUCUUGAAGAUCCGCUCUACCCAGGGCCGCCUCAAGGCCUUCUCCACUUGUGGUUCUCACCUGACAGCUGUCACCUUGUACUAUGGUUCAAUUCUCUUCAUUUACUCCCGGCCAAGCACUAGUUACACCCUGGAGAGGGACAAAGUGGUGUCAGUGUUCUACACUGUAGUGAUUCCUAUGUUAAACCCCUUGAUCUACAGUUUGAGAAACAAAGAUGUCAAAGAUGCCUUGAGGAAAAUUUUAGAUACAGCCAAGUUUUCAUGA
Messenger RNA from Psammomys obesus (fat sand rat), 936 nucleotides. RefSeq names its product olfactory receptor 1013-like. Lineage: Eukaryota; Metazoa; Chordata; Mammalia; Rodentia; Muridae. The transcript has a single exon. Gene Ontology annotation, molecular function: G protein-coupled receptor activity; odorant binding; olfactory receptor activity. The coding region runs from base 1 to 936 and encodes 311 amino acids. Gene Ontology annotation, cellular component: membrane. Gene Ontology annotation, biological process: G protein-coupled receptor signaling pathway; sensory perception of smell. The record is from RefSeq and is a predicted model, not a curated record.